Solea solea (common sole) is the source of this 1724-nucleotide messenger RNA. It is a transcript of the gene pde6d, whose product is annotated as phosphodiesterase 6D, cGMP-specific, rod, delta. Gene Ontology annotation, cellular component: cytoplasm. The transcript has 5 exons. Gene Ontology annotation, biological process: sensory perception of light stimulus. Lineage: Eukaryota; Metazoa; Chordata; Actinopteri; Pleuronectiformes; Soleidae. Bases 214 to 666 code for a protein of 150 amino acids. The record is from RefSeq and is a predicted model, not a curated record.
GCGUAUAUUUAGCUGAUUGCAUUAACGGAUCAGAUUUAACCUGCAGUCAGUUCUUCAAUAUAGAGUUAAGUCUCACACACUCACACACACAGAGUUUAUGCUGUUCCCGGGCAAACGUCAGUGUUACAGGAGUUAGCGGCUAACUGCUGAAGCUAACAGCAGUUUCUGAGAGAAACGACUGCGGACGAUAUUUUUUUUUUUUAAAAACACGAAAUGUCUUCAGACGAAGACAGGGCCAAGGAGAUUCUGAAAGGCUUCAAAUUAAACUGGAUGAACCUUCGAGAUGCAGAGACGGGCAAAGUUCUGUGGCAGGGAACUGAAGACCUCUCUGUACCUGGAGUGGAACAUGAAGCUCGCGUCCCUAAAAAGAUCCUGAAGUGUAAAGCAGUCUCCAGAGAACUGAACUUCUCCUCCUCGGAAAAACUGGAGAAAUUCAGACUGGAGCAGAAGGUUUUCUUCAAAGGACAGUGUCUAGAAGAAUGGUUCUUCGAGUUUGGCUUUGUCAUCCCCAACUCCACCAACACGUGGCAGUCUCUGAUAGAAGCAGCUCCAGAGUCGCAGAUGAUGCCGGCUAAUGUUCUAACUGGUAAUGUGAUCAUUGAGACCAAGUUCUUCGACGACGACCUCCACGUCAGCACCUCCAGGGUACGACUCUUCUACGUCUGACCCCUGACGCUACAGCUCCACCUUCCGAAAAAUGCUGACGUCCUGCCAAGGUCUCUGAAUUACCAAGGUUAACUGAAAUUUGCAGCAGUAAUCAGUUCAUAGCUGACUGGUGGUGAAACCCGGCUGUGGUCCCUCAGUCAGUGACGUGAGCUUUGUGUUUUUGGUUGUUUUCAUGUUUUUGUGUUGACCUGAAAACUUCUUCUAGACCUUGGGAGGAGAGGGAUGACGACGAGGAGGAGGAGGAGGAGAGAGAGAGAGAAGACUCUGUUGUUUCAACCCCCCACCCUCCCGCCCCGACUUCCAGAUCCUCCCUCUCUCUGCAUGACACCAUCCCCAAACUCCCCCCCCUCCGUCAGACUGUUACAUUGUAAAUACAUCAUUACACAUUCUGCCCUCCCUCCUUCCGUCCCUAAGGUUGCGUUUACUCAGGAACAGAACAUUUAGACUUGUAACCUUCUGCUUUCAGUGUUCAUGGAAACACUGCUCACCACGUGUCGUUUGUUCAAAAAUGAGCUGAACGUUCGUUCUCAAGGGAAGACGCAACUUUGUGUCUCUCGUGAAGCUGUGUCCCGUUUACAGAGGCUUCGUCCUUGUCCUGACAGAGUAAAUCAUCAUGGGUGAAUGUGGACAGGGUCCAGUGACGCAAGUCGGCCUUUAUUUACAUUUUUAGGUCACACAAGGUAUAUUGUUUUCUGGUCCUUAAAGGGGAUUUAUGCUGUUUCCAUCAUGGUACGGUUGGUUUCGGUACAGUAUGACUACCAAGUAACUUGGCUGUGCCCAAUGGCUGCAUAGCAUGACGUCACAACAGACAACAAUGUAGGACAUCCAGCAGCUCUUUUUUUCCUCCUGGGUUUGUGACGUCCAAUCAACUGUCGUGGGUGGGACUGGUCUAGCUCCACCCACGUAGCUGUACCGUAACCAUUUUACUCUGCUACCCCAAGGAAAGGGCUGCCAAGGACUGGAAUGUUACUAUUCCUAAUUUAAACGCAAAAGAUAUACGUACCACACUGUACCAAACCAACUCUGUUCCACUCGAAACAUGACUAUAGGGCUUGGGA